AUGAGUUCUUUAUAUGAGCUUCAAGAAACAAACAAUAGACAAAAGUUGCUCAUCCAAUUGUUAAAUGAAGCAAUACUAUCACCUUCUCGUAAGCAAUCGCUGAAAAAACAAAUUGAAGCAGCUGAAGAUCAAUUUAUUCCGAUAAAUAAUAAAAUUCAAGAAAUACAAUCCGGAUUAAAUAACAUGAAAUACGACAAUUUAAAUAAAAUGCGUGAAGAAUUAAAUCAAAAGAUACAAGAGAAAACUAAUGAAAUUGCAAAACUUAAAAAGAAUGUUGCUGAAUAUCAAGAUAUAUGUAUGGGAUAUGAUCAACAUCAAGAACAACUUCAACAAGAAAAAGAUAAACUAUUCAACGAUUUUCAAAACCAGCCAAAAGAUAACUCAAUUUCUAUAUCCCAAACACCUCAAAAGCAAUUUUCUUCUCUACUUUCCAGUCCAGUUAAAGAGGAUCCUGAAGAAUUACAGAAGCAAAUCACUGAAGCUGAUGCAAAAAUUGAAGAACUCACAGCAGAAUAUGAUUCGUUAAAGAAGAUUCUCGAAGAAAAGCAAAAGAAAUAUAAUGAUCUUCUUACCGCAUUUUGA
Molecule: messenger RNA, 582 nt
Organism: Trichomonas vaginalis G3
Lineage: Eukaryota; Parabasalia; Trichomonadida; Trichomonadidae
Exons: 1
Coding region: 1-582 (193 amino acids)
Source: RefSeq, a predicted model, not a curated record